This is a messenger RNA of Xiphias gladius (swordfish), 1687 nucleotides long. RefSeq lists its product as uncharacterized. Bases 190 to 1362 code for a protein of 390 amino acids. The record is from RefSeq and is a predicted model, not a curated record. Gene Ontology annotation, molecular function: (1->3)-beta-D-glucan binding. Gene Ontology annotation, biological process: cellular response to molecule of fungal origin. The transcript is spliced from 11 exons. NCBI's taxonomy places the organism in Eukaryota, Metazoa, Chordata, Actinopteri, Istiophoriformes, Xiphiidae.
UGGUUCCUUCUCAGUAGGCCUGACGAAUCUGCCUUCAUCUCUAUUCAUAUUCUUUCUUUUUCUCUCCUUGUAUACAAGCAUACAUUGUGCACAAAUGGAUGUGUGUUGUGUGAGCUAUCUGUAAAUGUGUGUGUUCCCGUGUAUCGUGAUGUUUCUACUGUGCGUGUGUGUGUGUGUGUUUGCAGAUUGAUGAUGGUGCGUGUGUUGGUUCAUCUCAUCUUGACAGUCCUCCUGACUGAGACGUUCACAUCGCUGUCCUCCGCAGGGUUGGAUCCAGCCUCUCUGUGCCCACCUCAGUGGCUCCCGUUUGGGCCCAGAUGCUUCGCUUUCUACCCUGUGUGGAGCUCCUGGAGCACUGCCAAUUCUACCUGCUCUCAGACAGGUGGUAACCUUGUGUCGCUACACAUACCAGAGGAGAGGCAGUUCAUGGGCCAGCUAGUGAACAUGGACACUCGUGUUUGGCUGGGUGGAUACCAGGCACAGCAGAAUGGCUCUUGGCUUUGGAGCGACAACUCCACCUUCGGGAUCAGCGGAUGGACCAAUCAGGGGAAGGGGAACACCACAGAGGACAGAGUUUGCAUGGAAAUGGAUCCAAAAAGUGGAGAGCUGCACAGCGCCCCCUGUGGAGAGCUCCGAUUCUACAUCUGCUCCAUCAAAGCCAGCUCCAGCGCCACUGUUUUUCCCAGCCGCAGAAAACUGGUUGAGCCAGGCCUCGUCCCCGGUGUGAGUCUCCUUGACGUUGUGUGGGGUUACAGCAACUGGUUGGCGGAAGAGAUUCUCCGCUCGUCCACCUUCCUCAGAGGGCUUCGGUCUGGUCGCCUGACGGAGCGCUGCUACACCGGCUUCAUCCAGCAGGAGCUGCUCUAUCUGCACAGAGUCAGCAGCACAGUGGAGGCGCUGAUUAGUCGUCUACAGGAAGCAGAUGACAUGAGAUCACUGCUGCUGGACGCGCUGAAACACUACCGCAGCAGAAACCAGAGCCUCCCCCCUCCACUCCCCCAACAGUGGCUCCACUUGUCCCUCGGGUCUUUCCACUCGGUGGUUUUGGAGGAACCAGUCUAUUGGCUGGUUGCUCUGUCGGCCCGGGCCUGCCUCCGAAGCUUCCUGGGCAGGGAGCUGCGCCUCGACAAGCUCAGGCCCGGUUACCAGCCGGUGCCUGGGUCUGUGGCCCACUCCCUGUACCAGGAGUGGAGCAAAGACAAUCUGAAGGACGUCGCCUGGACCCAUAGUUUCACAAGUGUGCUAGAGGAAUACCGGAACAAGACGGACGUGUUUAAAGCCAUCGGCAUCUUCAGAGAGCACAUGCUCAACCAGAAGAGUUUCUACAAGGCUGUUGACUGUGAUGUUGAGGAUGACGGGUGAUGAAGAGGAAGAAAACACGGGGCAGAGCAGCUGCUGAAGAUGAGUCAUACCGGUUACAGGUCAAUAAGCUUGAUUUAUUUGUACAGUUCAGCUGCUGAAGUAUGAGACAGCUCCUCGGUCUCUAUUUAAACAAAGCCUGAAACUCAUCUCUCCGCCAGGAUCAAGUCAAAAAACUUGAAAAUCUCUUCUCCCAGUUUGCUUGUAGUUACAGUAGCUCAUGCCAAGAACGGUGGGGUUAUUGCACGGCCGUGCCUGAACGCAGCACGGGCACAGUAAGCAGUACCGUCUCGUAUCAAUGCUAAAUAUGAUCAUAACAAAAACAAUA